Molecule: messenger RNA, 729 nt
Organism: Lactuca virosa
Lineage: Eukaryota; Viridiplantae; Streptophyta; Magnoliopsida; Asterales; Asteraceae
Source: the annotation of a GenBank genome assembly
AUGAAGAAUAGAGAGAUUAUCCAAGAGCUUUUUGGCAUCAGUGGCAGCUUGAGGGUCAUCACUACCAAAUAUGGUAACAAGAAGAAACAAAUUGCGACUGCUACUGGUCCAUGUGGAAACAACAGAGACUACAUUUUCUUUCUGGAGAAAGCUAUUUUUGAUAUUGGUGGUGGUUUAGAUAAGCCAAACGAAUGGGGAUUUGAUACUACACAGCAAGCAACACAAACAAAACAUGAUGAAGAGGAUGAUGAUGAAGAAACAGACUUACCAAAGGACAAUAGUGAAAAAACUACACGUCCCCAAGGAAGAUACAAGAGAAGGGAGAUAGGAAAGCUUGUGAAUGCAUACUCUGCUCAGGAUCUUGAAGCAUCUGAUAUAAGCAAAUGCGUGUUGAUGCGCGCUGCUUCUCAAGUUCAUAGAGGUCAAUAUUCAACUAGCUUUGUUGAUGGUUUUUUUUAUGACAAGUUUAACAUCCGCCAUAACAUCGUUGAACUUCUAGAAUACCAAAAUGCUUGGAAACAGAUACAGGCAACAACGACAUUGUGGCGUCAUUUUUGGGGCAGAAGUGGAAUUCACUUUGUGAGAGACAUUACACUGUUGAGAUAUUUCCUUGAGAGUUUCUUGACCCAACCAGGUAUUGUUGCUGAAAAAAGCAUGUUUUGCCUCUGUGAUGGAAGCUUUUCCAAUAUAUGCUCUACUUCUUCCUCAAAACCAACAACAAACAUUUGA